Molecule: messenger RNA, 537 nt
Organism: Sodiomyces alkalinus F11
Lineage: Eukaryota; Fungi; Ascomycota; Sordariomycetes; Glomerellales; Plectosphaerellaceae
Exons: 6
Coding region: 1-537 (178 amino acids)
Source: RefSeq, a predicted model, not a curated record
AUGAGGCCCGUUGCACCCCGUUGCAUGCACUCUGCGCAGCGCAUUUCUCGAAUCGCCCCUGCCACCCUUCGAAACGCCAAACGUACUCCGUACUACUGGACGAGGGCAGCUCGUAUCGAGAGGCUGAAACAGUCCUUGGUAGUGUGCAACGUGAACCGCCCCACCUUCGUAAAGGUGGCGGGUGGAAGCACAGCACGGGGAGACGACGUCAUGCAUGCUCCCCUGCUGUCAGUAUCGAAGAUGUUCCGCAGCUUGCCCACAGUUGUACUCGGAGGGCUAGGUCUUACCGGAGCACAGGUCGGAUAUGGUGCAAAGCAAGUGGUCAAAGCUGGCAAUUGUAACACAGGGACGGGUCCCCCCCAGAAUAUUCACGAGCUGGGAGCAUCGCAUAGGCGAGCAACACAAGCCGGCAAGUGCAGACGCCUGAUCUUCUCAUUUGCCGGCGCGCAUUCGAGGCUGCCACCCCAUCGCCGUCUGUGUAACCGGGGUGAGGAGUUCGACUUCCCUGACAAUCUGUUCAAGACGAGCCUGGCGUAA